Molecule: messenger RNA, 1452 nt
Organism: Ochlerotatus camptorhynchus
Lineage: Eukaryota; Metazoa; Arthropoda; Insecta; Diptera; Culicidae
Product: serine/arginine repetitive matrix protein 1-like
Exons: 2
Coding region: 1-1452 (483 amino acids)
Source: RefSeq, a predicted model, not a curated record
AUGGUGCAGUGUGAUGGUUGCGAUAAGUGGUAUCAUUUCUCUUGUGUAGAAGUGACUAGUGGCAUAGCGGACUACAGCUGGAUUUGUCCAAAGUGUCCAUACAUGCAUUUCGGCGCAAGUCAUCAAGAGCAGCAGACACCAAUGCUCCAGCAGAUUCAACCGGUAGAUCCACCCCCCAACUCUGUAAGUUCAAAGAAGUCCACCGGAAAGGCAAGCAGUAACCGGAGCAAUCAACGGAAGGUCGAUCGACUAUUGCAGAAGCUGGAAGAGCAGAAGCAGUUGGAACAAAAGUUUUUGGAUGAAAAAUACCGCAUUUUGGAUGACGAGGACGCUGACGAUGAAACUGUCGCCAGUGAUGAUGAUGUAGGAUCCGAGGAGAUGUCCAAAGUGAGAGGAUGGCUGAGAGAUACGGAAAAGUGUGGUGAAGAUUAUGAUUCCGGUCUGGUGGAAGAAGAGUCGAACGAUGAUCAACUGCAAGCUGUCAUUCAGCAGGCACCGACUAUGGGGCAGACGGAACCGCAAUCAUCUCUACAUGGUUUCGUUCCUAACCAACGUUCAACGCCUCAAGAGACCGUUCGUAUGGAUCCGAGGUUGAGGAGCCGUGUAAUGCAACCUUCCGUUCCAGCACCGAUCCCUGAAAGCCUGUUCCGCCGACCACCGGCACCAGUUCCAGAGGAGCCAUUUCGUCAGCCUGUUGUUCCAGAUACCCAGUUCCGUCAACCACCAGCCACAGCUCCAGGAGUCCAGUUCCGUCAACCACCAGCCACAGCUCCAGGAGUCCAGUUCCGUCAACCAUCAGCCAUAGCUCCAGAAGUCCAGUUCCGUCGACCACCGGCACCUGUUCCAGAAGGCCUGCUCCGAAGGUCGCCUUCGCACACGCUUCCAGAAGACCAGUUCUACCGACCACAAGUACUUCGGUCAGCUGCAGCUUUAGAAACACAUAACUACCUGCCACAGGAUCUUCGGCCUGCUCCAGCUCCAGGAAUCCAGUUCCAUCAUUCGCAAGUCCCUCGAGUGGCUCCAGCUCCAGGAGUUCAGGGCAUUCGGCCGCCACCUGCUGCACCAAAUGAACACUUCUGGCCAGAACCAACAAUCGUCCCGGAAAGCCAGUAUCGUCAACCUUCAGGGUCAAGGAAUGAAAUGCUUCAAGGAGAUUCAACAUCCCGAGGUUUCGGAAAUCCGGAACCAGCUGCUCGCAAUGUCGAAGAGAACGUGUGCAUCCUCAACCGAAGCCAGUUAGCAGCACGUCAGGCUGUAUCCAAGGAGUUACCGGAGUUUUACGGAAAUCCUGAAGAUUGGCCGCUGUUCUUCUCCAUGUACAACUCUUCAACGAAGAUGUGUGGCUUCUCCAACGAAGAAAACAUGCUUCGGCUUCGAAAAUGCUUGAAGGGCAAGGCUCUAGAUGCUGAAGGAUUUCAGGAGAAUACUGCGGAAAUUUUGCUGAAUCUCUAA